Messenger RNA from Uloborus diversus, 1629 nucleotides. RefSeq names its product 4-trimethylaminobutyraldehyde dehydrogenase-like. The record is from RefSeq and is a predicted model, not a curated record. Bases 6 to 1484 code for a protein of 492 amino acids. Gene Ontology annotation, molecular function: 4-trimethylammoniobutyraldehyde dehydrogenase (NAD+) activity; aminobutyraldehyde dehydrogenase (NAD+) activity. Lineage: Eukaryota; Metazoa; Arthropoda; Arachnida; Araneae; Uloboridae. The transcript has 10 exons.
UUAGCAUGGAUUCAGUAAAAGAACUUAAUUUCCUUAAUGGAAAAAGGGUUUCUGCCCGUGAUGUUUUGCGAACUAUUGAAAAGUGUAAUCCGGCCACUGGCUGUCUCAUGUUCAACAUCCAAUGCUCCGGCGAAAAAGACGUGAACGAGGCAGUGAACAGCUCUCGCAAGGCAUUUGACUUGUGGUCUCGCAAAUCUCCUAGAGAAAGAGGUCAGAUCUUAUGUUCAGUUGCCCGUAAAAUUCGGACAAGAGUAGAAGAGAUAGCUGUGGCAGAAGUGUUGGAUACAGGAAAGCCAAUCUAUGAAGCAAGGAUUGAUAUUUUAGGGUGUGCAGAUGUACUGGAAUACUACGGUGGAAUCUCUGCAUCUAUUAGAGGUUAUCAUCAUGCAUUGUCUGACAAUAACUUUGCAAUGGUACAAAGAGAGCCUUUGGGUGUCAUAGGGGGCAUAGGUGCAUGGAACUUUCCUUUUCAGUGCAUGUCUUGGAAAGUAGCCCCCGCUCUAGCUUGUGGGAACACAGUGGUGUACAAGCCGUCAGAAUUCACCCCAACGACAUCCGUCAUCUUAGCCGAAAUGUUCUCCGAAGUCGGAUUGCCUACGGGAGUCUUAAAUAUUGUUCAGGGAAGCCAUGAAACUGGAGAACUGAUCUGCAGGCAUCCUCAGAUUUCCAAAGUGACGUUUACUGGCAGCGUGGGCACGGGUCAGAAGAUAAUAAAAUCCUGUGCAGACACCAUGAAGAAGGUGACUGUGGAACUGGGAGGGAAGUCCGCCCUCUUGGUCUUCUCCGAUUGCGACAUUGAGAACGCCGUCAAGGCCACACUCCUUGGCAAUUUUUUCACUCAAGGUGAGGUAUGCACCAAUUGUACCAGAGUUUUUGUACAGAAAACCAUCUUAAAAGAGUUUACCAAACGAUUACUAGAGGCCACUAAAAAAUUGAAAGUUGGUGAUCCAAUGUCAGAAGAUACGAUGGUCGGUGCUGUGAUUAGUGAGGCACAUGGGAAUAAAAUAAUGGAUUAUAUUGAUUCUGCCUGUAAAGAGGGUGCCAUCGUUUCUUGUGGCGGUGAAAAAAUAGUUCCUGCUGAGGCUCACCUGAAGGGAUUCUUCAUAUCUCCCUGCAUCUUGACCGACUGUUCCGACGACAUGAAAGCCGUAAAGGAGGAGAUAUUUGGUCCCGUGGUCUCUGUGAUGCCUUUCGAUUGCGAAGAUGAAGCCGUUGCGAGGGCGAAUGCCUCUCCCUUUGGAUUGGCUGCAGGUGUCAUGACUAGGGACCUACAACGAGCCCAUCGAGUGGCGUCUGGACUUCAGGCUGGCAUCGUCUGGAUCAACAACUACAACAUCUUUCCCCCAGAGGUCCCGUUUGGAGGUUACAAGAUGUCUGGCUUUGGGAGGGAGAAUGGACUGGCAGCGAUAGAGGACUUCACCCAGCUGAAGACUGUAUACGUCGAGAUGAACAAAGACAUUGAUUGCCCCCUCUACAAAAGCUGAGGCCCAGUUGUAUAUGCUACUUCGAUAUAUGGAGGUCCUACAGUGUUAAAAUUCCAAGAAGUUCAACAUCUUUGUGCAUUCACUUUUGUAGAAAUAUUUGUAACAAUAUGCAUGUAAUGUUUUAUAUUUAAAGUGUGUCUUGUUA